This is a messenger RNA of Capsicum annuum, 2431 nucleotides long. Its product is annotated as pentatricopeptide repeat-containing protein At4g25270, chloroplastic. The record is from RefSeq and is a predicted model, not a curated record. Lineage: Eukaryota; Viridiplantae; Streptophyta; Magnoliopsida; Solanales; Solanaceae. Gene Ontology annotation, biological process: RNA modification. Gene Ontology annotation, molecular function: protein binding; RNA binding. The transcript has a single exon. Bases 246 to 1847 code for a protein of 533 amino acids.
AUUGACGUGUCUAAAUAAAGAAGUUAUACGUGUCUAACUAAUCAACACCACGUACGCUUUUAAAUUGGUGCAAAAGCUUUUUUUUUCAGAUAUUGAAUUGGAAUACAUCAUAUUUGAGUAUAUAAAUGAAAUUUACUAACAUAUGAUGAGGUAUAAUUCAUACAAGCACAUUGAGGUGAUAAGAUUGUUGUCAGUUGCUUUUACUCUCCUGAUGAUUCUUUACUAAUUCAGUUGACCAAACAACAAUGUCUUUAAUAUUGCACCAAAACAUUCCCGUCAGCAUGAAUUUCAGAUGGCCAAAUUAUAUCUGUGCAAAAUCCACAUGCCCAGUUACUUUCUCCUAUACAAAUGAACAUACAAAAAAUAGUAAACGCCGCCGCAUCAGUCUUCAAAAAUCAGGCCAAACUCAUCUGGCUGGUAAUGAAAAAAUCCAACCCAAAACCAAACUCGAAGCACUUGAAACUGUCAUCACUAAAUUAGAACUCACCGUGAAAAAUGGCACUGAUAUUUACGACCCACAAAUCUUUGCUUCCCUUUUAGAAACAUGCUUUCAAUUGCAAGCAAUUGAUCACGGUAUCCGUGUUCAUCACCUCAUUCCUGAGAAACUUUUACGUAAGAACGUCGGCAUUUCAUCGAAGCUGAUUAGACUUUAUGCAUUCAGUGGACAGACUCAGAAAGCCCAUCAACUGUUCGAUAAAAUGCCUAAGAGAAAUGCGUCGGCAUUUCCUUGGAAUUCGAUUAUUUCAGGAUAUGCUGAGAAGGGUAUGUUUGAAGAUGCGUUAGCUAUGUAUUUUCAAAUGGUGGAAGGGGGUGUGGAGCCCGAUUGUUACACUUUCCCGCGUGCAUUGAAGGCUUGUGGAGGUGUUGGGUUGAUUCAUGUAGGAGAGGAAGUUCAUCGACACGUGAUUCGUAGUGGUUUUGGAAGUAAUGGGUUUAUUCUAAAUGCACUUGUUGAUAUGUAUUCAAAAUGUGGUGAUAUUGUUAAGGCUCGAAAGCUCUUUGAUCAAAUUGGGACAAAGGAUUUGGUUUCGUGGAAUUCAAUGCUCAUUGGAUACAUGAGGCACGAGCUCAUAACUAAGGCGUUAAACUUGUUUCGUCUUAUGAUACGUGAUGGAACAGAACCUGACUCUGUAUCUAUAUCAGUAUUACUUGCGGCUAGAUUACCUUUCUCAAUUGGGAAGCAAAUUCAUGGAUGGGUUCUUCGUCGAGGGGCUAAUCAAGAAUUGUCCAUUGUUAACUCAUUGGUCGAUUUCUAUGCAGACCAACAAAAGCUGAAGCAAGUGAGAUGGUUGUUUGAACAUAUGCAUGAACGAGAUGUCAUAUCGUGGAAUUCAGUCAUUUCAGCUCACUCUAAGCAUCCUGAAGCCCUGCUGUACUUUGAGGAGCUGGUGAAAUCUGGUGACCUACCAGAUAGUGUCACAUUUGUGUCGUUGUUGUCGACGUGUGCUCAUUUAGGGAAACUAGAGGACGCGGAGAGGUUGUUUAGAAUUAUGAAGGAGAGGUAUGAUAUUAGCCCAAGGAUGGAACAUUAUGGUUGUAUGGUGAAUCUAUAUGGGAGACUAGGAUUUAUAGACAAAGCUUUUGAUUUUGUAAUGAAGAGAAUGGAAUCCGAAGCUGGACCAACAGUUUGGGGUGCACUGUUAUAUGCUUGCUACAGACAUGGUAAUGUCAAAAUAGGAGAGGUAGCGGCGCAACAUUUGUUCGAGUUGGAGCCAGAUAAUGAGCAUAAUUUUGAGCUUUUGAUGAAAAUUUAUAAGAAUGCUGGUCUAAUAGAGGAUGUAAAGAGAAUAAAGAUAAUGAUGGUAGAACGAGGAUUAGAUACUUCAAUACCAUACAAAAGUCGUUGAAGUUUCUUAGAACGACAUUUUGCCAAUGAUUUUGCAGUACAUCAAGGGAGGAGAGUGUGAAUUAAUAACUUUAAGGUAAAUAGAUACUUUGGGAUGGUGAAAUUGAGUGAUAUAUGGAUGAAUGAAAACAUCAGGUGAAGAUUCGUUAGAAAACUGUUUGAAGAGAUGAAAUACAUCUGAGUUUCAUAGAAGCACAGUUGAAAUUUCUAGCUUAAUCUUAUCUAGACUACGAAAAUAGCUAUCAUCCAAAAUGUUAAAUUUCUUAUAAAUGUACUUUUCUUCUCAUCUUCCCCUGUGCUAAAGAUGAAGUGAGGAUUAUUUACGUGCAAAGGAGAAGUCCGGUGCACAAAGCAUCCAGCGCUAGUAGGUUCCGGUGCAUAAUUUACCUGCCCUGACUAGUUCAAUUGCAUUGACGUUUCAGGAUUUGGAAAAAAGUAUUAUCCUCUAAUAGUGCUCCAAUGUAUUGUCUUGGUAGUAGAACUGACAGGGAAUUUCAUCGCCUCCUUUGAAUCAGAACUUUUAUCAUUUAUCGCUACUUGCCUACUUGGCUAUGCACUCUCUUUCUAUACAUAUUUACAUUCUGA